AUGGGGACUACUUACGAGACUCGGGAUACUGUUGAAAUGCAAGUUGACUCCUCGGUCGACUCGUGUCGCACCGGCAUAUCGCAAAAGGGAUGUAAAGCCGACAAGGUACCCACUUACGAUGACAAGGGCAUAUUGAACUUCUUGUUAUUGCGAUGGGUAGUAUACUGGGUGAAUAGACUUAAAUCCACCUAUUUCGAACUGUCGAUGCUGCCGCCACUCCCGAAGCCCGACCAGAUAUCCUACUGGCAGCCCGUCUUUUCCAAGCACAUCAGUGAUGGGCUGCUUAUGUUGGAGGAGGCAAAGGCGCAAGCGGUGUUGCCCAUCGGUGAGUCUAAGCCGAAGAAAGAGCAUCACCAUAUACUGAUGCGUGCAAUUCUAUUGACAUUCUGGCGGCGCAUAUUGUUCCUUUCGUUUCUGGCCGUCAUUGACAGCGUUCUAAACGUCGGUGUGGCAAUGCUUCUAAAGUUUCUGCUUGACAUUAUGAAAAGGAAGGAUCAGCUGCCUUUUAAAGUCGUAGGCAUGCUUUUUCUAAUCAUACUAGUGGAAGUGGUCCAUUCGAUAGUCCAGCAACAUAGGAACUUCUACAACCGUCGAACGGAGAUCCUUAUGGAGGCAGUUAUGUCCAUAACUCUGUUCCAGCACGGUUUGUGUCAUCGCAAAGAUUACUGCGUUGCAGCAGAGAAGCAUGGCCAAUUAAAUGGCUGCAAGGAUGCUGUGCAUUCCUGCAAUACCGAGUACAGCUCAUGUUCGCCUAACCCACUGAUGUGCCCAGCCAGGAGGCACAAAAACGCGGAACUGCCGCCAAGCAUGUAUACUUUUCUCUACUUCGAUACCUGCCAUAUGGCAUCCCUAACAAAUGGCAUCGCCACAGUCAUCAGGUUCUUGUGCAGCUUAGUGUUCGGGAUGCUCAUUAUACGAUCGCAGAUUGGCGUCGACAUACUAUACCCUGGAAUAGCCAUGCUGGCGCUUACAAUUAUCAUGGUUGCUAUCGAGUUUAUGAGUGGAUACGUGUUGAAGCAUUUGCUCACAUUCAGGGAUGCGAGGUUGGCUAGGAUUGGUGAAGUGAUUGGGAGUUUAGACGUUAUUCAGACAUCCGGGAUGGAGGAUAUUGGCUACAAUAUUGUCAAUGAUAGCAGGAAGGACGAGAUGUGCUUCCUGAAGCUUCGUGUCUUCCUAAUGCUCAUCAACAGGGCUAUAAUGAACAGUGUUGGUGUCAUUCUGAAACUCAUUGUUUUGCUCGAAUUUAUUAGUGUUGUCAAACGUGCUGCUGAUAAGCGUGAUUUUGACUUAGCUGCUCCCGUAACAUUGCUCUUCGUAGUUGCAAAGAUCACCACGUCACUGACGAAGCUACCCACCACGCUCAAGUUUUUGAUCGAGAUGCUCGCAUCAUACGGCAGACUCUCGAAGUUUAUAGUUGAAUGCUCCCCGAAUUACUAUUUGGACGCCAAAGACACGCCUGCGGGGACUUCCACAGCUUUGCAACUUAUGAACAAACCAACAAGCCUCCUGUCGAACAAACAUCUUGUGGUAUAUAAGAACGCCAGCUUCGCAUGGUUCCAUACGAUCGAAGAUAGUUUGGAAGAGGUGUCAAUAAAAGUGCCCAUAUUGAAUGACCUCAACUUCGAGCUGGAGCGUGGCGAUGUGAAGAUCAUCACCGGCAACCAGGGUUGUGGUAAAACUAGCUUCAUCAAAGCGAUGCUGGGCGAGAUGAGUCUGGUGUCGGGUAGCAUGGCGGUUGCUCCGCUGUCGACUGGUAUGCCCAUUUUCUACACAUCGCAGGAGGUGUGGCUGCCGAGCGGUAGCAUCCGUUCGAUCAUCACGUUCGGGUACGCGUUCGACGAGGACAUCUACCGUCAGGUGACGUGUGCGGUUGAGCUGGAGUCUGACUUUGCUUCUUGGGAGGACGGGGACAUGCGUGUGAUCUCCGAGAAGGGCUACUCGCUGAGUGGCGGCCAGCGCGUGAGGCUGAGUCUGGCGCGUGCUCUCUACGCGUACCUGAUCUUCAGCAAGGCCAACGAACGCUUGGUCGGCGACCGGUGCUGCUUCUUGGUCUGUCUGGACGAGCCUUUCAACGGGUUGGAUCCGGCCGUCGCAGGCACCAUAUUCAACAACCUCUUCAACAAGGAGACGGGCUUGCUCGUAAGGGACGACGUUGCCGUAGUCAUGGCAAUGUCAAAAAUAUACAUGGAUUUGUUCUCCAAUUUGAAUAUGUUCGACAACGUAGUUCAUAUGGAACGCUGGGACAUUGAUAAUGGUUCUAUGUCCCCGUCCACGCGAUGUAACGAGCCGUCUAACGUCGAUGUGCCAUCCUCUCAGCACAAGGAAUGUUUCACAACAGAAGGUGGUUUGAAGCGUGCUUCCACCUUGACUCGUAUGCCGCGCAAUAUUUACCAGGUGUGCGAAAGUGGAGAGUUCUCAACGAUGAGUUUGGGGUACAUGUCGUGCGUAAAGCAGAACUCCAUCACCAAGGCAGCCGAUGAAGCACGUGAGCAAAACGAGCGGUGUUCUACUUCAUCAGGAUAUUUGAGGUACUUGGAGGCUGUAGGGUAUAAAACAAGCUUUUUCAUAAUUGCACUGAUUGUGGUCAGUAUAGUUUUGCAGAAAGCAAACGCCAUUUACAUUGCGCGUUGGUCAGACACUGUUAGGGACCUUGGAGGAUGUGACCAUGACGGUAAUGCUGAUGUGGACGUGAUAUUUAUGGCGCAUGAAUAUGAAAGUUUCUUGGUGAAGUUGUUUUCGUUCUUUUACUUAUACUUUUUGUUUGUUGCUUUCCUUCUUAUGGUUGUGGGCAGUUUGAGGUGCUCUUCACGGCUCUUUUCGUUCGCAUUAAAUUCGAUUAUUCAUAAAAAUUCCUCGGUUAUUACGCUUAAAAGGUCAAUUGGGGGUAUAAUCACGAUAUUCUCAUCCGACUUCAUCCACAUCGACGAGAAAUUCUGCAAACAAGUUAGCAGCACGAUUCUGGGAUUGAUCCGGAUAAUAUUACAAGCCAUUACCAUGUGUUACACUAUACCUUUGGCUUCACCUGUGCCUUGUAUUUUAGUUUUGUGUAUCUAUUUUUAUGUCAUACGCCGCUAUUUUAUUCCGGCGAAGAAACUGGAGUGCCUGAUGCUAGAUGCGACAUCGAACAUAAAUGAGCUGUACGCUAGUACGAUUUCAGGAUCACCGCUUUACCGCAGUUACCGGAAGGAGGGUCAGUGUAUCGAGGCUAUUACGACACAGUCGGAGUAUUUUUACAGGUCUAAAUACCUGAAGCUUGCAUUGAACGUAUGGGCAGCAGUGGCUGCCAAGAUGAUGACGUGUUGUGGUGCGGGUAUUAUGUUCUUCAUCCCCAUCAUAUGUCAUUAUGCAUUCGGUAUUGAUUUGCGUAUUGCUCAAAUCGGUCUUGGAAUAUCUCUGACUCUGGGGUUUAACGAUUCCCUAUCCUUGGUCAUAUACAACGUCGCAGUCGUUGAGAGACAGAUGUGCUCAUUGGCGCGUUAUACGCGGUAUUUCUGCCAAGGCAAAUGUACAUUCAGGGACAUGUUCGAAUCAAUGAGAGAAACUGUUUUAUGUCAAUAUGGCGGCGCAGGGCAUACCGAAAACGACAGAAUGCGCCUAGCUGAUUUGGAGAAGCGACGAAAAACAGAAUAUCGCCGCUUGAUGUUUAGGAAGUAUGUCUCACUGUGGGAUCGGCAACUUCACAAAUGCACCAUAGAAUUAUUGGAUGCUUCCCAAUAUUUGCCCUCCAAUCACAUGACCCUCGAACUGGAUAAUGUUAUGGUGCCAGAACCUGCUCAGGAAUUCAAUGCUAGCACGAAUUACAUCCUGAAAGGCGUUACUGCGAGCACGCGUGCUGGCGAUGUGGUUGGUAUAGUGGGCCGUACUGGCGCUGGCAAGAGUACGCUGUUGAGUGUGCUGCAGAACAUUGCAUCGAAAAGGGAGGGCUCCGUGUUGCUUGACGGUCGGGAGUUGAACAGCAUCCCUCGUAAGGUGUUGCGCCACAUCAUCGGCGUGUUGCCCCAGAUGCCUUUUGUGUUCAAGGGGUGGACCCUGCGUCGUUUCCUGGACCCGCGUAUGUUGCACUCUGACGAGGAGAUCUUGCACGCCCUGGAGUGCUGCGGUUUGUUGGACAUGGUCAAAUCUCUGCCUGGCACCGAUCCGCUGGACGCUGUGUUAGCGCACGAGGACAUACGGGUGCAAAGGGGCUACUACGUGAUAAUUCCCCUGAUACGUCUGAAGCGUAGACUCACCUCAACCCGUUCCGAUGACGGCGAGGGAGGCGUGUCGGGUGAGCGUCCCGAUGGCAACGUGGCGUGCUUCUCGAUGAGCCAGUUGCGGUCGCUGUCGUUUGCUCGUCUGGUGCUGUAUCGCAUGACUUAUCGCAUUCUGCUGAUCGACGAGCCGCCAUCCGACAACUGCGCGGGUCACGAGGAGGCGGAUCAGGCAGGUGGCAGCCCGUCCGGGGCUGAGGCAUCGAGCGACGCGUCAGUGCCCAUCUACGACCUGGUGCGGAUGUUCUUCAGCCACUGCACGACGUUCAUCGUGGCGCACGACAAGAACGUGCUGAGGUCGUGCACGUCGGUCUGGCUGAUGCAGAGCGGCACGCUAGUCGAACGCUGCUCCACACAAGAAUUCAUGGCCAGGGGAUUGGAGCAGAUCACUUGA
Molecule: messenger RNA, 4644 nt
Organism: Babesia bigemina
Lineage: Eukaryota; Apicomplexa; Aconoidasida; Piroplasmida; Babesiidae
Product: ATP-BINDING CASSETTE TRANSPORTER, putative
Exons: 1
Coding region: 1-4644 (1547 amino acids)
Biological process (GO): transmembrane transport
Cellular component (GO): membrane
Molecular function (GO): ABC-type transporter activity; ATP hydrolysis activity; ATP binding
Source: RefSeq, a predicted model, not a curated record